This is a messenger RNA of Cynoglossus semilaevis (tongue sole), 1690 nucleotides long. RefSeq names its product cleavage factor polyribonucleotide kinase subunit 1 (gene clp1). Gene Ontology annotation, cellular component: nucleus; mRNA cleavage factor complex. The transcript has 6 exons. Bases 107 to 1432 code for a protein of 441 amino acids. Gene Ontology annotation, biological process: mRNA 3'-end processing; tRNA splicing, via endonucleolytic cleavage and ligation. The record is from RefSeq and is a predicted model, not a curated record. Gene Ontology annotation, molecular function: polynucleotide 5'-hydroxyl-kinase activity. Lineage: Eukaryota; Metazoa; Chordata; Actinopteri; Pleuronectiformes; Cynoglossidae.
ACAAUACAUUGGUUGCAGGAUGUGACGUCAUAUCACGUGAUUAUUCAUGAACGUAUUUGCGCGUGCGUUAACGGCGUUUAUCCCAACUAGACUGGAUUGAGUCCUCAUGGCUACAGAGGGUGUAGAAAAUGUGCCUGAAGAUGCUCCUGCAGCUGGGAAAGUCUGCAACAGGUUUGAUCUUGGGAAGGAGACUGAACUUAGGUUUGAGGUGGAGGCUGGAGAAGCAGCAGAGCAAGUUGAGCUCGAGCUCGUCACAGGAUUAGCUGAAGUGUUUGGCUCCGAGUUGAACCGCAAUAAGAAGUAUGUGUUUGGUGCAGGCUCCAAGAUAGCAGUUUUUACCUGGCAAGGCUGCACUGUCAACCUUUAUGGAAAGCCAGAGGUGGCGUAUGUGUCCGUGGAAACUCCAAUGCUGCUUUAUCUGAACACACAUGCUGCCCUGGAGCAGAUGAGAAGACAAGCAGAGCGGGAGAACGAGCGUGGACCAAGGGUGAUGGUGGUGGGACCAGCAGACGUGGGGAAGUCAACAGUGUGUCGGAUGCUUCUAAAUUAUGCCGUCAGGAUGGGCAGGCGGCCAACACUGGUGGAAUUGGAUGUGGGGCAAAGUGGGGUAUCUGUACCUGGAACAGUCUCAGCACUGUGUAUUGAGCGUCCUGCAGAUGUUGAAGAAGGUUUCUCAGUCCAGGCUCCUUUGGUCUACCACUUUGGCUCCACUACCCCAGGAACCAACAUCAAACUUUACAACAAGUUAACGUCAACCUUGGCUGAGGUGUUUUCACAGCGGUGUGAGGUGAACAGGAAGGCCAGCGUGGGAGGUUGUAUUAUUAACACCUGUGGCUGGGUGAAAGGCUCGGGAUACCAGGCUUUGGUUCAUUGUGCCUCUGCCUUUCAGGUGGAUGUGGUGCUGGUACUAGAUCAUGAAAGACUGUACAACGAACUGAAACGUGACCUGCCUCACUUUGUGCGGGUCGUACUAUUACCUAAAUCUGGGGGUGUAGUUGAACGCUCGAAAGAGUGCCGGCGGGACACUCGGGAUGAAAAGAUACGUGAAUAUUUCUACGGCUUUCGCGGAGUGACCUUCUACCCUUUCUCAUAUGAAGUGCGCUUCUCGGAUGUUCGCAUCUAUAAAAUUGGCGCUCCCUCCAUCCCUGACUCAUGUUUGCCACUAGGAAUGUCUCAAGACGACACACAGCUAAAGCUGGUCCCCGUGACACCUGGCAGAGACCUCACUUAUCACGUGCUGAGUGUGAGCAGUGCCGAGGAUGGAGAGGAAGGGGUCAGAAAGGGUAUAGUGGAGAGCCCCGUGUGUGGCUUUAUAGUAGUGACACAUGUGGACACACAAACACAGAUAUUGAAAGUGCUGUCCCCUGCGCCCAGACCACUGCCCAGACACACCCUGCUUAUCAUGGACAUACGUUUUAUGGAUAUGAAGUAAAACUGUAUUUCUACAAAAAAUAUAUCACAAGACAGGUUUGGAUCAUGACUGAAAGGAAUAAUUGACAGAUUUUGUUUACUGUGUUGUAUUUUUUGUGAGUAUUAUGGACUAUAAUGUUUUUUGUAAUAUUAUCAAAGGAAUGUUGUUGAUGCUGUAAUUGUCCCGUUUUAAAAAAAAUUGUAUAGAGGCAAUAUAUUUUCUUCAAACUUUUUACAGACAUUUUUCAGUCCCAAUAAAUUGUUAACUUCUACCAAUGUA